Molecule: messenger RNA, 2913 nt
Organism: Cryptococcus deneoformans JEC21
Lineage: Eukaryota; Fungi; Basidiomycota; Tremellomycetes; Tremellales; Cryptococcaceae
Exons: 8
Coding region: 1-2913 (970 amino acids)
Source: RefSeq, a predicted model, not a curated record
AUGAGGACCCUACAACAAGCGCAAGAGGGGGAUGCCAGUAACAAUUCCGUCAUGCCAGGGGAAGCAGAGGGAACUAAUGGUGGAGCACAAGGGGACGGAGAUGCAGAAAUGUCUGAGGUGAGUCUUCGGCCAACGCACACUGACAUUUCCACACCCCAGAGCAGCAUCUUUGUCGACCAUUCCCCAGCUUCAGUGUCCAAUCCUGCUUUUCAGACAUUCAUCAACAACAGUCUUUCCAGAGUGCAGUGCCAGAUUUCAGUGUCGGACAACGAAGAUGAUUCAGCAGCGCCAUCUGUUUCUGGAGAGCAUGGCACUGAGUCAGAGGAAGAAUUAAGGGAUGCGCAGUCCCAUCUAGACGUGGGGGGGAGAAGGGAGGAUAUGGAAUCAUGGGAUGAGCAGGCUGUCGCCAGAGAAAAGAGGGAAGCAGGUCCGAGAUUGUAUGCAAUGAGCGAAGAAGACAUUGAUAAGAUUGGCCUAUAUAGUUGGAAGGUCGAUCACAACAUCUCACGAGCUGCAUACAACAGUCUUCCAGACCAUGCCAACAAUAUACCGUUCAUCUCCCUCAAAGAGGCACAGUCUCUAAUCGACAAUUAUUCAGACACCCUUUGCGAUUAUUAUGACAUGUGCAAGCACUCUUGUCUUUGCUUCGCCGGCCCUUAUGCUAAAGAUCAGAAGUGCUCCAAGUGUGGUGCAGACAGAUUCGACCGAAACGGGAAACCAUUCCAAAGGUUUUUGUACAUCAAGAUUAUUCCAAGGCUUCAGAAGAUGUACAACCACCCAUCAACAAAGGAAAGACUCAUGUACCGAGACAAGAGCACCCGCGAAUACGAUAACUCCAAUAUCCAAGACAUAUUUGAUGGGAGUAUGUACAGAAUACUCUUGGAAAAAGAGAUUGAGUACUUUGCCGAUGACAGAGAUAUUGCUCUCUCAUUCUCAUCGGAUGGGUUCUGCCCAUUUGACAAUGGCUCAGGGACGUGUUGGCCUCUGGUGCUUUUCAAUCUCAACCUACCACCAGAAGAAAGGGUCCAUACCCGCGAGAUACUGUCGGUGGGACUCAUCCCAGGCCCUAAAAAGCCAGAAGAUUUUGAUUCUUUCAUCUACCCAUUAGUGGAGGAGCUUUUGCAACUCACAGUUGGAGUGCAUACAUGGGAUGCCGAUCUGGGAAGUUUUUUUACACUCAGGGCACAUCUCCUUUAUGUUUCAGGGGAUACACCUGCUAACAUCCUCAAACUUCAAGUUAACCUUUUCUCAGGGGCUGUCAAGGACUUGGCUGAUGAGGACUUUGUCCUUACUACUCGUCAGUGGGCAGCUGUUGGCGAAGCAACUGCUGCUGCCGGUGCGACAAUCCCCUCAUCAUUUGCCGCUAGACCACCGGACUUCGUCAAGAAUAGGCAGGCAUGCACAGCUGACACAUGGUCUUUUUGGCUGCAGUAUAUUGCACCGGUUUUGCUGGAUGGAUUACUUGAAUCAAGGUUCUACAAGCAUUUUAUGCGGUUUUUGAGCCUUUUCAGAGAAUGCCUGGCCUAUGAGAUGCCGAGGGAACGCCUUGCGGGUCUGAAGACAGACUGGAUUAAGUGGGGUGUGGACUUUUACCGUCUCUACCAUGAGAACAAGCCUAGCCAUCUCCAUGUUUGUUCGGCUCAGGUGCAUUCAGUCUUUCACUUCGGUCUAAUUAUCGAGAUGAUGGGGCCCAUUUGGGUAUCGUGGCAGUUUGCAAUGGAAUGUUAUUGUGGUGAUCUUGGCCGAAAUCUAAGGAAUAUGCGACACCCUUAUGCUAGCAUGUCCCAGCGGAUUUUGGCCAAGAGUCAUCUACAACACAUUGCGAACAAAUACGACCUUCACUGGGGAGGUAGAGGAAGGGUGAGCGAUGAUGAAGCCCCUAAGCGGUAUGAGACGGUCUUGCCGUCAUAUGCGCAUUAUGCUUUGUCCUCCCCGACCAAUGACGCCCAAGGCGUCAUCCGACACAACCUGAUGAAUAAGCUCAUCAACACGAUGACCACCCAACACGAUAUCCCACCGACUGUUGAGCUUAGAGCUUUAGUGUCAAAGGGAAAGUUGAGGGUGUGGAACCGUGUUCGAGUGUUGAAUGGUGGCGAUUCCAUUCGUGUGUCGAGGAUGGAUACAGCUGAGGAGGACAGAAGGUGUGCCUCCUUUGUCUCGUAUAUGGUGUCUAUCGACUGGAAUAGGCGCCAUCCAACCAGGCAUGUCGAGUUUGAGGACCACCUAUGUUAUGGUGAGCUCCUGAACUUGAUCACCAUUGACCUCCCCCAUCACCCGAAAUCCUCCGACACCCCUCCUGUUACUCUCGCCUUCGCCCACAUCAAACCAGCGGUGUCACAUAAGCACCGUAUUGGCAACCAUGAAUGGAGCUAUUAUAAAGAGUACCAGGCGGAGGAGAUGGUGGAUCUGGCCUCUGUCAAUGAACUGGUUGGAAGGGUUAAGAGUAUCUCAAAACCUGGCACGACCUAUAUAAUUGACAGGGGCACGCCCUACAGCCGCGUGUCUUUGGUCUUCCAUCAUCUUCCAUCAUCUUCAUCUUCAUCUUCAUCUUCAUCUUCAUCUUCAUCUUCAUCUUCAUCUUCAUCUUCAUCUUCAUCUUCAUCUUCAUCUUCAUCUUCAUCUUCAUCUUCAUCUUCAUCUUCAUCUUCAUCUUCAUCUUCAUCUUCAUCUUCAUCUUCAUCUUCAUCUUCAUCUUCAUCUUCAUCUUCAUCUUCACCCUUGUCACUUAUAUUCCUACCUACCGACUUGCUUUCCUGUAGCUACCCACCAUCCCUUCCCUGUUACUAUUUACUUUACCUCUGUCACGGCCACUCUCUUCUUUCGCCUCUGUUCCGAUUUACCUCAGUUUUGUCACGGCUCUUCUAUAUUUUUUCUUCAUUUAUCGUUCUCUCUUCUAGCCUCUUCUUUGUUUAG